AUUUUGGUUAGGUUCAGAUGGAAGAUAGAGAGCCGAAGGGUCUAGAUGAGGGAGAGGAACAGAGGAGAGAAGGAGGAUUUUUGGAGGAGAGAAGUAGGGGAAAUAUUGUUUAUGAGGAGGAGAAGCAAAGAAUUGGGUGUCACUCUGCUCAAGGUUGUAAGAGAGGUUCAUCCAAGGGUGAAGGAGAUGAAGGAGAUUUUGAUUGCUCAAUUUGUAUUACAAGUUUUGAUGGAAAUGAUACAAAAGCGAUCCCUCUUUUGAAGGAAAAGCUAAAGAGUUCUCAGAAGGAACAAAGUAACAUCGCUGAUGCAGAAUCCCCGGAAUCGCCUAAUUCUGAAGAUAUAGCCAUAUUGUACUUUAAUCAUUCAGAUAAGAACAAAAAUGAAUCUGGAUUAGACUCCAAAAUGAACUUGUCUUCAAUGGUACCCAAAGAUACCAUCGGAGUUGUUAGACAAAGGGAUAUAGAAGACAACUUGGAAGAGAUUUUGGUAAACUUUGAAACCAACGGAGUUUCAAUCCUCUUCAAUUGAAGUCACAUUUUCCACAAGCACUGCAUCAAAGACUGGAUUAAAGGACAUAACACUUGUCCAGUCUGAAGGGAAAAAAUUUAUCAGAAAGAAGUUGAAAAAUCCUAUUUGGAUGAACUAGAUUAUCAAGAUAGUCAAAUGAAUUUUUUUGGGUUUAUCGCCGAUUCACUGACCUAUUAUUAUCAUACUCCGUCUGAGCUGACAUUAAUUGAUGGUGUGGAUGCUAAUUCUGAUUUAAAUACUUUUAUCUUCAGCAAUUUAGUGAAUGGUGAGGAUGAACCAUCUCCCAAUACUCUAAAUUUAGAAUUUUUUCCCUUGAUUGAAGAUGGCCAUAAUCCCAAUAACAACGAACAGGAAUAUCAAGUUCAAUAGAUGAACAUCACAUUGUAGGCUUAAUAUAUGAUGGAGAAUCUUUUGAAUGGGAACCAGAUUCUUUUGAAUUUAGACCUCCCUCUUAUAUUGAGGACACUCAAAUUCAAGAAGAGAGUUUCUUUGAGUAAUUUCUAAUUACAUAUAACUCGCUUCUUUCAAUUAAAA
Moneuplotes crassus is the source of this 1064-nucleotide messenger RNA. The record is from the annotation of a GenBank genome assembly. NCBI's taxonomy places the organism in Eukaryota, Ciliophora, Spirotrichea, Euplotida, Euplotidae.